Molecule: messenger RNA, 2245 nt
Organism: Nanorana parkeri
Lineage: Eukaryota; Metazoa; Chordata; Amphibia; Anura; Dicroglossidae
Gene: TTLL10
Product: tubulin tyrosine ligase like 10
Exons: 11
Coding region: 146-2245 (699 amino acids)
Biological process (GO): protein modification process
Source: RefSeq, a predicted model, not a curated record
GACUUGGGCUCUCAGCCCUACCAUUUCACAAAAUGCAGUUAAAAGCCAGUCCAACAAGACAAGGGAAGAAGACUCACAGAAAGUACUAUGUGAUACAUCAAAACAAACUUCAGAGUCAGAGGGAAUAAAACAACAUGAAAAGCAGAUGAAGACAAAGGACAUUGAUGUAAAUGAGACAGCACAGCAAAGCAGAGGCAAUGGGGCAGAGUGGUCGAGAAACGGUGCUCAGGAAAAAGCUCCCGAUGAAGCCUCCAACAAAACGCAACAUAUGAAGAUAGCAUCUAUUUCCCAGGAAACCCCAACAGCAAGAAGGAAAAAGAGGCAUCAGACUGACUCAGAUUCACAGGUUUUACCCAGGAUAGCCAAAGCCGGAUUUGAUACCAAUGACAUGGAGAACUCAGAGGCAGCGAAAAUGCAAACCUCCAACCAAAAGAUUUCCUCAGAGUCAUCUCCUCUCAUAGAGAAGAAGCCAGAAGACCCACGGGGCCCAGGGACCUUCUUUUACAUUGGUGGCGGUAACGGGGCGCAACUGGUACGUGAAUAUUGCCUGAAAAAAGGAUGGCAGCAGAUCCACGACAACAAGAGAGAUGACUACAAGCUGAAAUGGUGCGAAACCAAGACCUCAGCCACCUACAAUGCCUUCCGGGAAGGUGAACAACUUUUGUACCAAAUACCCAACAAUAAGGUGCUCACCACAAAGAUCGGACUUUUAUGCAGCCUACGAGAUUAUGAAAGAGUCAUGCAAAAAAUCAACAAAGCCAGGAUGCUGAAAAUGGCAGAUUUUUUCCCCGAGACUUACCGCCUGGAUUUGAAAGAAGAGUCUGAAGCAUUCUUUUCUAUCUAUGAAGAUGGCCAGACUUGGAUUUGUAAACCUACUGGGCUGAAUCAAGGACGUGGCAUCUACUUGCUGAAAACCCAAGAGCAGAUUGACACUCUUCAGUGCCAAAUCCAGACCAUGAUGGAAAACUCCAUGUCAAAGAAAAUUCCAGCAAGAUGCCCACAAGCUCGAAUUGUGCAAAGAUACAUUCCAAACCCUUUACUGUUGGAAGGAAAGAAGUUUGAUAUUCGUUCCUACUUGCUUAUAGCAUCUACUGUGCCUUUGUAUGCAUUUUUCUGCCAUGGCUAUGUACGCCUGACCUGCACCACAUACGAUCCAAAGUCUGAUGACCUCACAGGUCACUUGACCAACCAGUACAUGCAGAAGAAGAACCCACUUUACAGUGAGAUGAAAGAGGAAACAGUGUGGGGAAUGGAAAGAUUUAACAACUAUGUCAACGAGAAUUUUGCUGCAGCCAAGUCUCUGCCUCAAGACUGGGUACUCAAUGUUUUUACGAAAAGGAUGCAACAGAUAAUGAUACACUGUUUCCUGACCGUAAAAUCAAAGCUGGAGUGUCGACGGGGCUUUUUUGACCUCAUUGGCUGUGACUUCCUGAUUGACGAUGAUUUCAAGGUGUGGCUGCUGGAAAUGAACUGCAAUCCUGCUCUGCAAACCAACUGUGAAGUUCUCAAAGAAGUCAUCCCCAGUGUGGUCAACGAAACCCUUGACUUGGCUCUUGAGAUCUUCAAUAAAAACUUUAAAGGCCAACGUAUUAUGCCUCUGAAUACACAUAAAAAGUUUGUGUUGUUAUACAAUGGGGAGACUAAUGAACAGGCAAUCAAAUUUAACUGGCCUAGAAGCUCCAGUCCUGUUAAAGAAGAGAAGAAGACAGUGCAAGUCAACAACCAAAACAGACCUGUGAAAAAUGUGGAGAAGCCCAAGAGAUCAUUUAAGCCUCUUGCAGACAAUGGAAACCCUAUUGUAACUAGGUCUUUUGUGUUGCAAUCUCCUCAAAGAACAAGCUUGGCAAUGUCCCCCAUUAAUAUGAUGGGCUUUCAUGAUGGCUUGGCCCUCCAUGCACUAAGACACAAAGCCAAGCACAACAUACCAUCUAAGAGUCUGGAUGGGCCUCAAUUCAAUAACUUAAUAGAGUCAGGCCAAACGAAAAGCAAAGCUGAACCCUCAGUCCCUGUUGCCAAGAUUUCUUUUAGAGGUCCGCAGAAAACUAGGGUGGUUGGUAGAAAAACACCCAUGUUCAGAAAAAGAAGCAGACAUGAUACAUCUAUCAACAGCAAUGUUGUAAUCUUUUCUGAACAGAAUCGUCUACUCUUCAACAGCGGCUCUCUCCGUGGUGUUGAGGACCCCAGUGAAACGAAAUUAGAAGGUGCACAAGCAAAUGAACACGGUCAUUCAGAAUCUGUGAAAUAA